This is a messenger RNA of Emiliania huxleyi CCMP1516, 951 nucleotides long. RefSeq lists its product as hypothetical. The annotation marks the transcript as partial. The transcript has a single exon. Gene Ontology annotation, molecular function: anaphase-promoting complex binding; protein binding; ubiquitin ligase activator activity. Gene Ontology annotation, cellular component: anaphase-promoting complex. Lineage: Eukaryota; Haptophyta; Isochrysidales; Noelaerhabdaceae. The record is from RefSeq and is a predicted model, not a curated record. Gene Ontology annotation, biological process: positive regulation of anaphase-promoting complex-dependent catabolic process; anaphase-promoting complex-dependent catabolic process; positive regulation of ubiquitin protein ligase activity.
CGGCGGCACAUCCCGUCCUCGCCCACGCUGAUCCUCGACGGGCCCGGGCUGCGCGACAACUUUUACCUCAAUGUCGUCGACUGGGCGGCCACCAACAUCGUGGCGGUCGGCCUCGAGGGCGUCUGCUACCUCUACCACCCGCGCACCGGCCUGGUGCAGCCCGUGGCUCAGGCGGCGGGAGGGGACGAGGGAGGCUACGUCACGUCCGUCGGCUUCCGGCGCGACGGCGUCCGGCUCGCCGUCGGCUCGAGCGGCGGGAAGGUCGAGCUGGUCGACGCGCAAGAGACGACGGCGCACAUCUCCUCGCUCGGCGGCGGCGGCGAGGGCCGUGCCUCCUCGCUGUCGUGGGGCGGGCCUCACGAGCUGGCGGCCGGGUUCGCUGGCGGUGCCGUGGCCAUCUUUGACGUGCGGCGGCGCGGCGGCGCCGCCUGCACGCUUCCCGCCCACCGCGGCGAGGUGUGUGGCCUCCGCUUUGCUCCGGACGGCGUCGCGCAGCUCGCCUCGGGCAGCAACGACCACACCGUCCGGGUCUGCGACGUGCGCUCGCCCCGCGCGGCCAGGCUGGAGCUGACGGCGCACUCGGCGGCCGUCAAGGCGCUGGACUUUUGCCCGUGGCGGAGGCACUGCCUCGCGACGGGCGGCGGCACCACCGACGGCUCUAUCCGCAUCUGGGACACGGGCGCCGCCGCGGAGCGAGAGCUGCAAAGCGUGGCGACCGGCUCGCAGGUGUCGGGCGUGCGCUGGUCGGUGGCGCGGCGCGAGCUGGUGACGAGCCACGGCUUCUCGUCCAUGAACUCGACCUCCAACUCGGUCCGGCUGUGGCGCCCCAACCUGCUCCCCGUCGCCCAGCUGACCGGCCACCGCGGCCGCGUGCUACACCUCGCUGUGAGCCCAGACGGAGGGACCGCCCUCUCCGCCGGCUCGGACGAGACGCUGCGCUUCUGGAAGAUC